This is a messenger RNA of Owenia fusiformis, 1121 nucleotides long. The record is from the annotation of a GenBank genome assembly. Lineage: Eukaryota; Metazoa; Annelida; Polychaeta; Sabellida; Oweniidae.
AAAUAAACAACAGCUGAGUCAUCAUGACUUAGGAGAUUUUUUAAGCAUUAUGAUCCAGAUCAACCUCAAAUGUUGAGAUUUCAGAGAGUCAACAUUUCAUGACAUUAAACCCCACCCUGAUUGGCGUCAUGAUCCUGGUUGCUAUAGUUACCGGGUAUAUCCUGACAUCUAUAACCCUGCUUCAUUUUCCCACCCUCCUGCACAAAAAGAAGAAACAAAGAUUCAUAUGUCGACAUAUUAGUCAUAGAGGAGGUGCUGGUGAAAACCUUGAGAAUACGAUGGCUGCCUUCCAGCAUGCCGUUGACCUUGGAACUGACAUGCUUGAAUUGGACUGUCACAUCACUGCUGAUAACCAAGUUGUGGUGUCUCAUGACAAUAAUCUCAAACGAGGGACGGGACAAGAUGCGUUAAUCUCCGAUACCUUAUAUGAGGAUUUGCCUCUUUUAAAAGAAUCUUUGAAGCUGGACUUCUAUCAAACACACUGUACCUCUGGAUGUAAAGAUAGACAGAUUCCUCUACUUGAAGAUGUCUUCAAACAAUUCCCCAACUUGCCUAUAAAUGUAGAUAUAAAAAUAGACAAUGAUGAACUAAUAAACAGGGUAUCUGAACUUGUAGUGAAGUACAAUCGUUCUCACCUCACAGUUUGGGGAAACAAAAGUAUUCAAGUCACAAAUAAAUGUUACAGUAAGAACCCAGAUAUAGGAAUCCUCUGCAGUGCGUCUGAGUGCAUACGCAUUGUGUUGCUCUUCUACACAGGUCUACUGCCUUUUAUACCUCUCAGGGGACAAUACUAUGAGAUGAUAAUGCCAAGUAUUAUCUUAGAUAAAACCCACGCCCCAACAUUGACGUCUAAAGGAGUGCGGUUGUUGAUCCGCAUUUUAGAUUCGAUGAUAAUGAAUGGUUCAUUAAUACGUCAUCUUAACAAGCGUGGUAUUCAGACUUACUUCUGGGUGCUAAACGAAGACUCUGAGUUUGAAAAAGCAUUUAAUUAUGGUGCAGUAGGUGUUAUGACAGACUUUCCCACAAAGCUGAAAAAUUGGUUAGAGCUACAUCCGCAAAAUACCAUGACACGUCAAGAUGAACACUCAGUGCAAAAUGGACGUUUGUUAGAAACAAAUUAG